Beta vulgaris subsp. vulgaris (sugar beet) is the source of this 2194-nucleotide messenger RNA. Its product is annotated as pollen receptor-like kinase 3. The transcript is spliced from 2 exons. The coding region runs from base 1 to 2007 and encodes 668 amino acids. Gene Ontology annotation, biological process: protein phosphorylation. The record is from RefSeq and is a predicted model, not a curated record. Lineage: Eukaryota; Viridiplantae; Streptophyta; Magnoliopsida; Caryophyllales; Amaranthaceae. Gene Ontology annotation, molecular function: ATP binding; protein binding; protein kinase activity.
AUGGCCAUUAUUAUUGUUAACCAAACUUUCAUGCCACUUUUAUUACCAUCUUUCAUAUUUUUCAUCAUCUUAUUAUCUUCAAGAACACAAUCCAUAUCUGAUGCUGAAGCCUUAUUGAAGUUUAAGAGCUCGUUAUCGCCUUCCGAAGCUCUAAACUCCUGGAGUCCUAACACAACACCUUGCCAAGACAAAAACUCUCAUUGGAAUGGCAUUGUUUGUUUCCAAGGCAAUGUAAUUGGCCUACGUUUAAAAAAUAUGGGAUUAUCUGGUAAUAUUGAUGUUAAUGCAUUGGCUAAUCUUCCUGGACUUCGAACCCUUAGCUUUGAAGAUAACAAUUUUACUGGUCCUAUGCCUCAGUUUAAUCGUUUAGGUGCCUUAAAAGCCAUUUACUUGAGUAACAACAAGUUUAGUGGUGAAAUUUCUUCAGAUUUCUUCUCAAAAAUGGAGUCAUUGAAGAAAAUUUGGUUAGCUAACAACACAUUUUCCGGUGAGAUACCAUCCUCGUUAGCUCAACUUCGCAACCUUCUUGAGUUACACCUUGAAAACAACCAAUUCUCCGGUGUGCUUCCGCCUCUUAAACAACCUCCUUUGGUGUCCCUUGACUUGUCUAAUAACAUACUACAAGGGCAAAUUCCAAUGAGUCUUUUAAAUUUUAAGGCCUCAACUUUUGUAGGAAACCCUAAACUUUGUGGUGAGAUCAUUGGAAAAGAUUGUACUACACCGGUUGCAAAUGAAUCACCACCAUUAUCACCACCAUCCGCGACACCCCCUCUAGGGUUGAUUGGUUUAAAAAAAGCUCAUCCACACAAUAGAAACCACUUCAAAGGGGUGUUAGCAAUUGUUUUAAGUGUAACUUUGGUGCUUUUGUCCUUGGUAGUUGUUGCCCUUUAUGUAAUAAAAAAGAGAAAAGCAAAGGAAGAUAAUAAUAUUCCUACAAGUACUAAACCUAAUAUGACUACUAGCACUUCUUCCGGUGGUGCCACCACCAAAGAUAGCGCGGUGGAGGUAGAUGUAGCCCCCAAUUCAAGCCAAUCAUCUUCAGUUUCGAGUAAGAGGAGCAACUCAAGUAAGAGAGGUGGCUCAACAAAAGGCGGUAGUGGUGGUGCUAUGGGGGAUUUAACUAUGGUGAAUGAUGAGAAGGGGGUGUUUGGGUUGGCGGAUUUGAUGAAAGCAUCGGCGGAGGUCUUAGGAAAUGGCGGUAUGGGAUCGGCUUAUAAGGCAAUCAUGGCUAAUGGAUUUGGGGUGGCAGUGAAGAGGAUGCGUGAGCUAAAUAGAUUGGAAAAGGAUGAAUUUGAUGUAGAGAUUAGGAAGUUGGCUAGUUUGAGACAUAAAAAUGUUUUGACUCCUUUGGCUUAUCAUUACAGGAAAGAAGAGAAGUUAGUGGUUUAUGAAUAUGUUCCUAAAGGAAGCUUGCAUUAUAUUCUACAUGGUGAUCGGGGGACUUCACAUGAAGAACUUAAUUGGCCAACACGUCUAAAAAUCAUCAAAGGAAUAACAGAAGGGCUUUGUUAUCUUCACUCUCAACUAAGCACAUAUGAGUUACCUCAUGGUAACCUAAAAUCUAGCAACAUUAUGAUCAAUGUGGAAAACGAACCAUUAAUCUCAGAUUAUGGUUUUAAUCCAAUGACUAACCCUAACGUCGCGACACAAGCAUUAUUUGGGUACCGAUCACCAGAAAUGAUACAACACCAAGCAAAAGUAUCUCCUAAAUGUGAUGUAUAUUGCUUAGGAGUUGUCAUACUCGAGAUUCUUACGGGCAAGUUUCCAUCCCAAUACCUUAACACAACAAAGGGUGGCACCGAUGUUGUGCAAUGGGUGGCAUCAGCUAUAGAAGAAGGCAGAGAAGCAGAAUUGCUAGAUCCUGACAUUAUUGGAUCGCAGUCCACGAGUUCUAAGGACAACAUGGUGAAGAUGCUUCACAUUGGGACUUCUUGCACUCAAUCUAAUUGUGAUAAAAGACCAAGUUUGAUUCAAGUUAAGGAGAGAAUACAAAGGGUUGAUGUUUAAUUUAGGAUGGUGAUGGUCUACGUUUCCGGUGUAUAAAGAGCCACGAGGGUAGUAGUAAUGUAGACGGAAUUUAAUUCCAAGUAAGAUCAUUGACAGGGUAGGGCUAUUGAAAUAUUGUAUGUGUAAGGUCGUGUUUUGUGCUUAAUUGUAAAUUUCAUGGGAUCUUAAUGGAUUUGUAUUUUACAUU